Penicillium daleae is the source of this 2355-nucleotide messenger RNA. Its product is annotated as AFI1/MesA family protein. Gene Ontology annotation, biological process: actin cortical patch localization. Lineage: Eukaryota; Fungi; Ascomycota; Eurotiomycetes; Eurotiales; Aspergillaceae. The coding region runs from base 1 to 2355 and encodes 784 amino acids. Gene Ontology annotation, cellular component: plasma membrane. The transcript is spliced from 3 exons. The record is from RefSeq and is a predicted model, not a curated record.
AUGGCGUCGACGCUGCCCUAUCGACCGUCGAACGACUCCCUGUCCACUUCCAACCCUAAGACCAAUGGACUUCCUCGUCUCUCCCCCGCAGCCUCCUUUAUUGGACGGUCUCCAAGUGGCUCGCAUGCCUCGUUCCGACGCACAUCGACCGAGAAUCCGAUCGGCUAUAGGCCACGGCGGUGUAAGGCGCAAUACCCGCUGGACUCGCCAGAGCGCCAUGUGGAAUAUAUUCUGGUAGCGUCGUUCCAUAUCGACCGGGGCCCGAUUAUGGAGCAUCAGUAUCCGGCGGCAAUCAGUGGUGACGAGAGUAUGCUCGCAGAGCUGAUGCUUCCGGAUCAGACCCAUGUGCGAAGUCAGGAUUGGACCAUUUUCUUCUUGCACAAGGACACGAGCGGCGAUGAUGAGGGAGAGCCGGAGGGCGGGAAGAAGAAGAAAAAGCGAAAGUCAAGAUACCGUGCCAAUGAGGAGGGGGCGGAUAUGCCUGAAGAGGAGGAGGGUGAAAUCUCUGAGGGUGACAGCAGUGAUGACGAUGAGGGCGGGGAAGGGCCGCCCUUGAUGUACGUGCUGAACUUGGUGAAUACGAAGCAGGAUAAUACUGUUCGACGUGGUGCUGUCGUCAAGGCCAUGGCAAUCUGUACGAGACAUUCAUUCCUUCAUAUUUACAAACCACUAUUGCUGUUAGCACUGGAAGAUUAUUUCAAAUCGCCCUACCCUGAAACACUUGCGUCUUUAUAUGAUGCGGUAAAUAACAUGGAUCUCUCGUUGAUGCCAAAGAUGUCUAUUUUGGAGCGGCACAUCUUGCAAUCCAGUAACACCAAGGACAUGUUCAUCGAGAAGUUUGAACAAAUGGUUCGCCAACGAGAGGAAGAAGAAGCGGAAGAUGGGGAGUGUCCCCCAUCACCAAAGAAAUCGAGCCGAUACGUUCUACCUCGGGACACACAUGAAUUCGAGUCCAAAGUGGUCUACCACGACAUUCCCAUCCCUGUCAAGAUUCCCACGGUCAUCUGGCCCGAGACUGUUGGCGAUUUCUCUCUCGUCAAACUCAUCCAGACUUUCGCCGGACCUCAUGCUACCUCCCCGCAACCUUUCCCAAUCCAUCCUCAUUUGACGACCAGCGGUCCAUUCACACAUCCCAUCAUCGUGCUUGUCAACGCCAUCCUCACGCAAAAACGAGUCAUCUUCCUGGGACACAACCGGCCAUCAGGCGAGGUAGCUGAAGCUGUUCUCGCAGCCUGUGCACUCGCUUCUGGUGGAAUCUUACGCGGAUUCACUCGACAUGCCUUCCCUUAUACCGAUCUGACGAAAAUCGACGAUCUCCUCAAAGUGCCUGGAUUCAUUGCCGGCGUAACAAAUCCCACUUUCGCCAAUCAUCCCGAAUGGUGGGAUGUUCUGUGCGAUCUACCGACAGGUCGUAUUAAGAUCUCAAGCCACGUUGAAUCUGCCCCAGUAACGGAAGGGCUUCUGUUCUUCCAGCAGCAAAAUGCAUUGUUGCCAAAUCAUGCUUCAAACACACACCAAGACCCCACGGGGGACAAUAUGUUCAUGGAUGACAUUCUUCGUAGCAUCAGCCAGCGUCAUGGCGAGAACGCCAUCCGAGCGAAAUGGCGCGCUUAUAUUGUCAAGUUUACUCGAGUUUCAGCAGCUUUCGAGGAGGCUGUAUAUGGCGCUUCCAACCUCUAUAUUAUUGGGCCUGGCGAAGAAUUGUCACCCGACAGCCCGACGGGCCAUCAAACAGACCCGACAGACCCUACAUCUCUCAGGGGUCAUGGGUACGUCUGGUCCGAUGAGGCUACUAAACAGCGCGAGCUCUCCGCCUCUGUGUCGCGGAUUGAGGGUUGGCGGAAUACCCGUUCAUACUACUCGUAUAUCCAAGACAUUGCGGCGAUGUAUUAUCCGGCACGGCCAAUUCAACGGCCUGACAUACACCACCAUCACGAUCGACUUCGGUCCCUCAAGUUGUCCCAUGCUGAAGCAGGUGCCAUCUAUCUUGCGCUGGCUCACGCUGUCAAAGACUACGCCGGUAUCUGUCAACUUCUGACCGUUGCUCCCGAGAAUCAAGCGGGACUCUUCUAUGUCAGCAUGGGUCUUUUCCAUCCAGACCAGGUCGUGCGGGAAGCGACGGUGGACCUACUAGACCGUAUUGCCGUACACCCAGCUGGGCGACAUUUCUGGACUCAUCUCAGCCGCUUCGCCAAGCUGGGCUACUUUCGGGUGAAACGGGACCGCGAAGUUGCUCAAAGUCCUAUCUCAGGUGCCGGGUCUCCCACAGCCACGAAUCCUGGCACCAACUUUGGUGGCGAGCCUCAGAGUCUGGUGGGAGUUGCUCUUGGGGAUAGCGUCAAAAGAAGAAGCUGA